AUGGUCCGCCACAAGAAAGACUUCAAGGCGAACAACAAAUUCAACAAGCCGGCCAAAGCCCGCGGCCCACCCCGUCCCCGCCGCGAUUCCGACGUCGACGAAGAUGCCAACAAUGGCCCCCGCCCUGAAAAACCCGCCUACAAAGCUGCAUGCUGGGACCUCGGCCACUGCGACGCCAAACGGUGCUCAGGGAAACGGCUCAUGCGCCUCGGGAUGAUGCGCGAACUACACGUCGGCCAAAAGUUUGCUGGCGUUGUGGUGAGCCCCAAGGCUCGCAAGAUACUCAGUCCGCAGGAUAGGCCGAUCAUGGAGCAAUACGGCGCCGCAGUCGUGGAGGCGAGUUGGAAGCGCAUUGACGAAGUACCUUUUGGUCGGAUUGGAGGCAAAUGUGAACGAUUGCUGCCCUAUCUUGUCGCUGCGAACCCGACCAACUAUGGAAAACCGUGGCGGUUGAACUGUGUGGAGGCGCUUGCUGCGUGCUAUUAUAUUUGUGGUCAUGCGGAGUGGGCAGAGAGUAUAUUGAGUACUUUUUCGUAUGGACGCGCGUUUUUGGAUAUCAAUGCGGCGCUGCUGAAGCGGUAUGCGGCGUGUGAGGAUGAAGAGGGGAUUAAGAAGGCGGAGGAGGUAUGGCUAGCCAAGAUUGAAAAGGAGUGGAAUGAGAGUCGUGAGGCCAAGGAAGACGGUGCUGUCGAGGAUGUAUGGGCGGGCGGGAACAUGAACAGAAGGAUCAUCGACGAGUCUGAUGACGACGAAGACGAAGAAGGAAGCGAAGACGCCGAGGAAACCGCCGAGCUCGAAGACAAAGUCGACCCCGGAAACCCAUACAAUCUCCCCGAAUCAGAAGACGACGAAGAGGAAAUGGCAGAGCUGAGACGACGCGUACUCGCCUCCAAACCCUUUGCCAAUCCUACACCGAAAGAACAGGACAGCGAGGAUGAGAAGAAAACCCCACAGCGGAUACCGCGGACUGAGCCAGCGCCUGGGACUCUGCCCGUUGAAGACGAUGAGGAUGAGGACGGCAGUGAGCCAGAGGGUGACGAAGGUGAUGAUGAAUUCGAUAGUUUCAUGGCUGCACAGCCUACGACUGAUCGGACGGGCAUCACGAGCAAGCAGAGAUCAAAGGCUAUGGAUGGGAAAUACAAGGCUACGUUUUCGAGUGGGAGUGUCAAGGGCACGGGGUUGGCGAGGGGUUAG
Messenger RNA from Plenodomus lingam JN3, 1194 nucleotides. RefSeq lists its product as uncharacterized. Gene Ontology annotation, molecular function: rRNA small subunit aminocarboxypropyltransferase activity. Gene Ontology annotation, biological process: maturation of SSU-rRNA. Lineage: Eukaryota; Fungi; Ascomycota; Dothideomycetes; Pleosporales; Leptosphaeriaceae. The record is from RefSeq and is a predicted model, not a curated record.